AUGUAUAUGUCUUCUGCUACAUCUGCAUCUGAAGCGCAACCGACGUCGCCCACGAGUGACGUGGCAAGCGGCGACAUCAAAUCGAGCACCAAACAAUCUGAUUCGCAUCCGCCUAAACAUGUUCUGAAUGGCCAGAGGAGAACAACGAAUGUCUGCCGUAAUGUUUUUGUUUUACGGCCAAAAGGCCCUCUAGCCGAGAUGCUCUGGUUUCCACGGCCCGAUCCGAAACGGACGCUUCUCUUUUCGAUACAGGGAGCGGCCCUCAGAUUCUCAACACUUCUCCUGGGGAUGUUGACCACCCACACAUUGCCGUACCGAGCGGGUAGGGUUAAGUUCACGAAGUCAAGGAAAGCGGGCGGCUCUAUCCUUGUACGGGGCCAAACCGCUCUUUCAGGAAUGCAGGCGCUUAGGGAGUUCCACUUCGCCUCAAAAAUGUCACAAAAUCUUGCCAAUUUUUCGAAAGCAAACGAAUCCAUUGGACUAUUCAGACAAACCGCUGACCUCAAUUCAGACUUUUCCUCCAACCAGCAUUGA
Messenger RNA from Aspergillus ochraceoroseus IBT 24754, 534 nucleotides. RefSeq lists its product as uncharacterized. NCBI's taxonomy places the organism in Eukaryota, Fungi, Ascomycota, Eurotiomycetes, Eurotiales, Aspergillaceae. The transcript is spliced from 4 exons. The record is from RefSeq and is a predicted model, not a curated record. The coding region runs from base 1 to 534 and encodes 177 amino acids.